Aspergillus pseudoviridinutans is the source of this 1929-nucleotide messenger RNA. Its product is annotated as fungal specific transcription factor domain-containing protein. Lineage: Eukaryota; Fungi; Ascomycota; Eurotiomycetes; Eurotiales; Aspergillaceae. Gene Ontology annotation, biological process: DNA-templated transcription. The record is from RefSeq and is a predicted model, not a curated record. Bases 1 to 1929 code for a protein of 642 amino acids. Gene Ontology annotation, molecular function: DNA binding; zinc ion binding. The transcript is spliced from 5 exons.
AUGAAAAACCGGCUUGAGAGAAUGGAGUCGCUGUUACUCACAAGAAAGCCCUCAUCAGUGGAUCAUAGCCGCGCCAGCUCCUCGUUAGGCGAAGUCAAGGAGGACGAUGCAUCAUACUGCUUGAUGGAUCGGAUCGGCUUCUCCAGUUUUAUUGGUUCUGCGUCCGGAUUAGCUCUCUUAUCACCGCGUGGUCUACAGUGGGUUUCCAGCAUCACACACUCGACCGAUUUGUUGGACUUUUUUUUCACCAGAGCGCGGACAUACAUGCUGGGCUGGUCGGAGGAGAUGAUGAGCACAUGGCAACAUCUGAGGCCAGACGAUCAGACGCCCCUCCCACCAAAGGGUUCCGCCAUCCUCGCGGUUAACUACUUCUUUGCCUACGUAAACUCCACUUUACCCUUAUUUGACCAAAGGAGGUUUAUGGAACGUUUCAACUCGCAGUACUCAGACGAUCCUCCAACGGGGGUAGCCUGGUAUGCCUCACUUAAUGCCGUACUUGGUAUUGGCGCACUCGUCUUGGAAGAUGAGAUAGGCGUGUCAUCGACAGUGCUACAUCCCAGGCAGAAUACCGAAGGCGGGGGCCAUGUAUUGAGCUGUCUGCGGAAUUGCUAUUCUGUCUUCACCCAGCUCUCAUAUAGCUGCAGAGAAGUUAUGGGAGUCCAAGCUUUGAUUGGAAUGGCUAUGAUCCUCGAGAUUCUGUUGGACGCAGAGGCAGGUUACAUGGCCAUUGGAUCGGCAGGACGACUUGCACUUGGAUUGGGCUUGAAUCGGGAUUGCGAUUCAGAGUCCUCCCCAGGUGAAGUUGAGGAACGACGGAACGUCUUCUGGGUUUUGUAUGUCCUAGACCGAGGUCUGAGCUUUCGGCUCGGACGUCCGCCAACAAUCCGUGACGAAGACAUCCAAAUUAGCGAGCCAGCAGACGGCAAAUUCGCACACUUGGUGAGGCUGAUGAGAAUUGAGAGCGAGAUCUAUACCAGGCUGUAUUCCGUCCGCGCUCGGGAGCCAGAUCGGCGCUCAGAAAGGCUUGCAGCCGAAGAUGAGCUGUAUCAGAAGCUGCUUGCCUGGCAAUAUUCCUUGCCUUACGGAGAGCUGCGGCCCGGUCAGGUCCUCCAUUGCCCGAAUCCAGAGCAGCUUCCGUCCACUAUUACCCUGCACGUUGAGUUCUACCAUUGCCAGUUAAUGCUCUGGCGCUUGGAAAUCGGCGCUGAAACAUCUUCCUCCCCAGAAGACCCUCGUUGGUCUUCCAAGCGCACGGCAUGUCUGGCCGCCGCGAGGGAUACAGUCAAGCUACUUGACAGCUUACGGGAGGGUGGUGAAUUGUUUCGGAAUAACCUGGCGCGGCGCCUAUCAUACUACCCCCUUUGUGCCUUUGUGAGACUCUUCAUCAAUGUCCUCCUGAAUCCGCACGAUCCUAGCGCCUUCGCAGAUCUAGACUCGCUUCGAAUCGUGCUAAACACAAUGUCGGGACCUCUGCUGACAAGCAGCUCGCCCUUCGCUUUGUUUUUGUUUGAAAUAUUUCAGAAACUGACGAGAACUGCCGAGGACUUCCUUGUCCGCACUUUAUCGGGUGAAGCGAACGAAACAGGCCAUGAAGUGCCGUCUACCAUAGACUCCUCAUUUGGCAUCCCUAGAGACGAUCACACAUUAGGCGGCUGGUGUCCGCAGCUACCUCCACCCUUUUCGGACUAUGCGGUGCUCUCCUAUGAGGAUUCUGUUCCAAUCCGAGAAAAGGAACCACUGGCAAAGAUGGACCAGAUUCUUUCACACUCUGGCAUAGGCGCAUCGGAUACCCUGUUCCCUGGGUAUGAGCGCUUUUCGAGCGAGGUACAGGGUGUUGAUUCGGGUCUUUCGUCCCCAUCACUCCAUCGUGGCUGGCAAAAUCCUACCACGGUGCCAGAUAGCUCCAGCAGUUUCGGUCCUCCAUCGUGA